Molecule: messenger RNA, 1280 nt
Organism: Owenia fusiformis
Lineage: Eukaryota; Metazoa; Annelida; Polychaeta; Sabellida; Oweniidae
Source: the annotation of a GenBank genome assembly
GGCAAUGACGUCACCGGAAAACACAUCCAAACAUUUUUUGACAAGACUAGAAACCUGGCUUAAUUUGAGUAAUAUCUAUUGAUUGAUUCAAACAAAUAAUAUCACAAUGUCAGAUUCAGAAGAUGAUACGCCUGACAAACAACUCAAGAUAAUUAUAAUGGGCGAUGGUGCAUCAGGAAAAACUUCCAUCGCCACUCGUUAUUCACAAGAGCAAUUUGGUAAACAAUACAAACAAACAUUAGGAUUGGAUUUUUUCUUAAAAAGAAUUGUGUUGCCAGGAAACAUUAAUGUGGCCUUACAGGUAUGGGAUAUUGGAGGUCAAACUUUGGGAGGUGCAAUGUUAGAUAAAUACAUAUAUGGAGCAAAUGGGAUACUUCUAGUCUAUGAUAUCACCAAUUACUCUAGUUUUGAGAACUUGGAUGACUGGAUCACUCAAGUGAAAAGUGUUUGUAAAAGUGAAGAGAAACCUCCACAUAUGGCCCUUGUAGGAAACAAAGUUGACUUGGAGCACAUGCGCACUGUUAAGAUGGAUAAACAUCAGAAGUUUGCUCAAGAACAUAACAUGUCAUCUCAUUUUGUAUCAGCUAAAACAGGAGAUUCGGUGAGCCUAUGUUUCCAGAAGGUUGCUGCUGAAAUCUUGGGGAUCAAACUGACCAGACCAGAGUUGGAGCAGCAUCAGCGUGUAGUUAAAGCAGAGAUAGUUCAAUAUAACCAGAGUGAUGUUCCACCUAAACAACCAGUAACAAAUCAGACUAAGAAAAGUGCUAUGUGUUCCUUACAGUGAAGAGGGGGAAUACCCCAGAAUUCCUUGAUGAAACUAUAUCCUCUGUUGGUACAUAUCUACAUAGAGGUUCAUUAGGAAUUGUGGGGUAAUUCCUUGUCUUCUUAUAGUAAGACUAUAUUUGAUGUGGAAUAUAAGAUCUGAUAUCAGAUCACAGUGCCGUCCUUAGGGGUCAUCUAAAAACUUCUGCACAAAAUUCUCCAUUCAAUCUGUUUACUGCUUGACCACCCACCGACCAUUGUUAACAAAUUAGACUAUUUGGAAAAGUGAAUUGGUUUUGUAGAAUUUCCUGUGAAACAUAUAUGAAGGAGUCAUGAAGUUACAUAUCUCAGAUCUGGGUGAAAUGGGAGAGAUAUUAUAAACAUAUGUAUGUCUUUAAAAACUAUUCAGUAUAAGUGACAACCAAGAAUGUGAAUAUCUAGCCCAAAAUGGUGAACAAUGCUGACCUGGUCCCUGAAAAACAUUAUUCAAACUACCGAUAUUAUCCUAAACAUUUUGC